UUAUCCAUCAGAACGAGCUUAGACAUUAUCGUGACAACAAUACAGCCAUGGCUAGGCUAAUUUCAUUAGUGAUACUUAUUGCUUGUGCUUUUGUUAGUGACGAAGGAGCUCGGAUACUUGCAGUGUUCCCUACGCCAUCAAUAAGCCAUCAAGUGGUGUUUCGAACGCUGACAUUGGAGUUAGUCAACCGAGGUCAUGAAGUAAUUGUUCUGACAACAGACCCAAUUUUCAAAGAUGGAGGGUCACCAAAGAAUUUGCUCGAAAUUGAUGCUCACGACGUUUCUUACGAUUCUUGGUCAGUAUUUACUUCAUCAAACCUUACAACAGGCAAUAAAAAGGAUACGCGCGCCCAAUCGAGGUUAAUCCUAACGUUGUUGAUGUCGCUAUUUGAAAAACAGAUGCAAUUGGACGAUAUGAAACAACUUUUAAUGGAUAAGUCGCAGAAAUUUGAUUUGCUGAUACUCGAAGCAUACUUCUGGCCAUUGUUAGGGCUUACGCACGUAUUUAAAGCACCAGUGAUACAGGUCAGUUCAUUUGGAUCGACUGAUGAUAAUUUGAAAACCUUUGGUGCAGUAAUCCAUCCUUUUCUUUACCCAACGUGUGGGAUUCAGAGAGUCAAUAAUCUGACAUUUUGGGAGAAGGUAUCAAAUAUUUACAAUGCUUACAUCACAGAAAGAAAUCUUGCUAAAUUAUAUGAAAUAUCCAAUGAAAUGCUUAAAAGAGUGUUUGGUGAGAGUGUCCCAUCGAUUGAUGACCUGAGAAAUAAUGUUGAUUUAUUGUUAUUAAAUAUCCAUCCGAUAUGGGAAAGAAAUCGUCCGGUUCCACCAAACGUCAUCUUCAUGGGAGGUGUUCAUCAGAAACCAGAAAAGGAAUUAACUCAGGAUCUCAAAAAAUAUUUAGACGCAUCUGAAAAUGGUGUCAUAUACAUCAGCUUUGGAACCAACGUAGAUCCAGCUUCGUUACCUCCAGAAAAAAUUCAAUCAAUGAUUGCUGCAGUUUCUAAGUCACCCUACGAUGUGCUAUGGAAGUGGAAUCAUGAUGAAUUGCCGGGAAGAACUUCCAAUAUAAAAAUUUCAAAAUGGUUUCCACAGUCGGACCUUUUACGUCAUCCAAAAGUAAAACUAUUCAUCACACAAGGAGGUCUACAAUCAACUGACGAAGCCAUAACAGCUGGUGUACCUUUGAUCGGCAUCCCCAUGUUUGGAGACCAGUGGUUUAAUAUAGAACAAUAUGAGUACCAUAACAUUGGCAUCAAAAUUGACAUGGACACCAUUUCAGAAGAAAAACUGAGAAACGCUAUCGAAACUAUUAUGAAAGAUAAAAGUUACUACGAUAACAUAGCGCGUCUCCGAACCUUAAUGUACGACCAGCCCCAGAGUCCACUAGAGCGUGCAAUGUGGUGGACAGAGCACGUGAUCCGCCACUCCGGCGCACGACACUUACGCACAGCGGCAGCCAACAUGUCCUGGCAACAAUACUUAGAAAUAGAACUAGUUAUUUAUGUAAUUUUAGGCUUCAUAACUGUGAUAUUAAGCAUCAUUUUUGCAUGCUACCUUUUAUACAGAACUGUGAUUAGACUGAGCAAAAGUACUAAGUUGAAAAGAACCUAUCAAGUUUGUUGUGUGAUUAGCAUGACCAGUUUUCGGCACGUAUUUACUAUCGCGUGCUUCAUAGCUCACAAUGAAGCGUCGCGAAUACUUGCGGUGUUUCCGACGCCGUCAAUUAGCCAUCAAGUAGUGUUUCGGCCUCUCGUAGAAGAGCUAGUGAAAAGAGGUCACGAAGUGGUUGUUGUAACUACUGAUCCAGUGUACAAAAAUGGUGGAGCACCAACAAAUUUGACAGAAAUUGAUGUACACGACCUGUCUUAUGGAAUUUGGAGGACAGAAUUUCUACAGGCAAGCGUAGCGUCAGGUAGCAAAGAAGAACUGUCGGGGCAAGUCAGUAUGUCAUUGAAAACAAUGAUGAAAGUUUUUGAGGAACAGAUGUUGACGACCGAAUUCCAAAAGCUGUUGAAAUAUAAAUCACAGAAGUUUGAUCUGCUGUUACUGGAAGCUUUUUUCACGCCAUUGCUUGCUUUGUCGCAUGUGUUCAAAGCACCUGUGAUACAAGUCAGUUCUCUUGGAAAUACGGAGGACAAUCUGCACAUGGUGGGGGCAGUGUCUCAUCCCAUUUUGUACCCGACUGCUAUGCAACAGACUUUGAACCACAUCAGCCUGUUCGAAAAACUGUCUGAAAUAUACCAUUACUAUGAUACCUUGGCUAUAUUAGCUGCAGUUGAAAAAUUUUAUGAUGAAAGAAUUGCUGCAGUAUUUGGAACAGAAACCCCUCCUUUGACAGAAUUAAAGAACAAUGUGGACAUGUUAUUUGUGAAUAUUCAUCCGAUUUGGGAAAACAACCGACCGGUUCCACCGAAUGUAAUCUAUAUGGGAGGAUUGCAUCAAAAACCCGAAAAGGAAUUACCUCAAGAUCUCAAAAACUAUUUGGACUCAUCUAAGAAUGGUGUUAUAUACAUUAGUUUUGGAACCAACGUAGAUCCAGCUCUGUUACCUCCGGAAAAAAUACAGACGAUGAUCAACGUACUUUCUAAACUACCCUACGAUAUCUUGUGGAAGUGGAAUCAAGAUGAGCUGCCUGGGAGAACUCCUAAUAUCAGGAUUUCAAAAUGGUUGCCUCAAAGCGAUCUUUUACGUCACCCAAAAGUAAAAUUGUUCAUCACACAAGGAGGUCUGCAAUCUACGGAUGAGGCCAUCACUGCUGGAGUGCCUUUAAUUGGAAUGCCAAUGUUAGGAGACCAAUGGUUUAAUGUGGAACAAUAUGUGCACUAUAAUAUUGGUAUCAGAGUCGAUAUGGAUACAGUAUCGGAAGAUAAACUAAGCAGUGCUAUCCAAACAAUCUUGAAAGAUAAUAAAAGCUAUCGUCAAAACAUCGUGCAUCUCCGAAGUAUAAUGCGCGACCAGCCCCAAAGCCCAUUAGAGCGCGCGGUGUGGUGGACAGAACACGUGCUUAGACACUCCGGCGCACGUCACUUACGCGCGGCGGCUGCCAAUUUGCCUUUGUAUCAAUACUUAGAACUAGAACUAGUCACUUAUGUAGUUUUAGCUUUGUUGACUGUGGUCACUUUGACCCUUGUGACCCUUUAUUCUUUGUAUAGUUUAGUCAGUAAAAAGUUUGUGAGACAGAAAGUGAAAAGUAGCUAGUGGUAGGUACCUAGUUAAAUACAAUUUUAGUUAUAGUGUAGAAAAUUCUAAAAACGUUGGUAGAUAAUGACUAUAAAUAAGAAUCUUUUAAAGCUUGUUCACCUAGUCACUCAUUCUUCUUUACUUUAUUUAUUUAUUUGUUUAUUUAUUUUAUUGGGCUAUCAACAUGAGAUACAGCUAUAACAUACUUUACCCUUCAAUUUGAGAUCGUCAUCGAAAAAAUUGACAGUGAUCAUCAUUGACAAAUAAAUUUUGGACACGACAGUUCACAAUUUCCUAUCAGUUCUAAGAAAAUCUAUUACAUUUAAUA
Molecule: messenger RNA, 3507 nt
Organism: Ostrinia furnacalis (Asian corn borer)
Lineage: Eukaryota; Metazoa; Arthropoda; Insecta; Lepidoptera; Crambidae
Exons: 8
Coding region: 48-3197 (1049 amino acids)
Molecular function (GO): UDP-glycosyltransferase activity
Source: RefSeq, a predicted model, not a curated record